GCUACAGUUCCACAGAAAUUAGGGCUUCAGUAUGUUCGUGGUUGUGAAAUCAUCGAUAUCCGCGAUGAGGAGGGUAAUCUGAUGAAUGAUUUUACUGGAAGAGUUAAACGGGACGAAUGGAAGCCCCCUAAAGGUGAAAUGAGGACUGUGACUGUUGCUUUAGAUGCUGCACAGUAUCACAUAGAUGUUACAGACAUUGCUGAAAAAGGUGCUGAGGAUGUGUAUAGCACGUUUAAUGUGCUAAUGAGGAGAAAACCAAAGGAGAACAACUUCAAGGCUAUUCUGGAAUCUAUCAGAGAUCUCAUGAAUGAAUAUUGUAUUGUGCCGGAGUGGUUGCAUAAUGUUUUUCUUGGGUAUGGGAACCCUUCUGCUGCACAGUGGCCUAAUAUGCCAAACCUGUUGGAAACAGUCGACUUCAAAGAUACUUUCCUUGAUGCAAAUCAUCUCAGUGAAAGUUUUCCAGAUUAUGAGGUGUCUUUCACCAAUGCUGAUGGUGCUGAAUCUCUGGAUCCAAGGCCUCUGUUUCGAAUCACCCUUCCUAAGACACUAAAAGGGAAUUCUGCUAUUUCUGGAAAUAAGAUAUCUGAAGUCAAUCCAGCAGACAAUGUGAAUAUGGUGGAUGCUUCCCCAAAGGAGAAACUUAUUGUUGAGGCAUAUACCCCACCUGACCCAGGGCCUUAUCCUCAGGACCAGCCGAAGCAGAACUCUGUUAAAUUUACACCUACACAGGUUGGGGCAAUUAUCUCUGGUAUUCAGCCGGGGUUAACUAUGGUGGUCGGUCCACCGGGUACCGGAAAGACUGAUACAGCAGUGCAAAUCUUGAAUGUUCUUUAUCACAACUGUCCUUCUCAAAGGACCUUAAUAAUUACCCAUUCAAAUCAGGCUUUGAAUGAUCUUUUUGAGAAGAUAAUGGAGAGAGAUGUACCAGCGCGGUAUCUACUUCGUUUAGGUCAAGGUGAACAAGAGCUUGCCACUGAUCUUGACUUUAGCAGACAAGGGCGUGUCAAUGCCAUGCUUGUUCGGCGUCUGGAACGGCUCAAUGAGGUUGAGAGACUAGCAAGAUCUCUUCAGCUUCCAGAAGAUGUAGGAUAUACUUGUGAAACAGCGGGGUAUUUCUGGUUGCUUCAUGUAUACUCGCGCUGGGAGAUAUUUCUCGCUGCUUGUGCAGGAAAUGAAAACAAUCAAUCUUUUGUUCGAGAUCGCUUCCCGUUCAAAGAUUUCUUCUCAGACACCCCAAAACCUGUCUUUAGUGGGGUGUCAUUUGAGAAAGACAUGAGGUCAGCUAAAGGUUGUUUCUCUCAUCUCAAGACUGUGUUCCAAGAGCUGGAAGAGUGUAGGGCCUUUGAACUACUCAAGUCAACUGCUGAUAGAGCAAAUUACCUGAUGACCAAACAAGCGAAAAUUGUAGCAAUGACGUGUACUCAUGCAGCAUUAAAAAGGAGAGACUUCCUUCAGUUGGGGUUCAAAUAUGAUAACUUAUUGAUGGAAGAAAGUGCUCAGAUUUUGGAAAUCGAGACUUUCAUACCAAUGUUGCUUCAGAGGCAAGAAGAUGGUCAUGCACGACUCAAGCGCUGUAUAUUGAUUGGUGAUCACCACCAGCUACCUCCCGUAGUGAAGAAUAUGGCUUUCCAGAAAUAUAGUCACAUGGAUCAGAGUUUGUUCACGAGGUUUGUUCGUCUUGGUAUUCCUUAUAUUGAGCUCAAUGCUCAAGGAAGAGCAAGGCCAAGCUUAGCCAAACUCUACAACUGGAGAUACAGAGAUUUGGGAGACCUUUCUAUUGUUAAGGAAGCACCCAUCUUCCAUAGGGCAAAUGCUGGACUCUCAUAUGAAUAUCAAUUGGUAGAUGUGCCUGAUUAUGAGGGGAAGGGAGAAUCAACACCAUCUCCAUGGUUCUAUCAAAAUCAGGGAGAAGCUGAGUAUAUCGUCAGUGUCUAUAUAUACAUGAGAUUGUUAGGAUAUCCUGCGAAUAAGAUAUCAAUAUUGACUACAUAUAAUGGUCAGAAGCUCUUAAUCCGUGAUGUUAUCAACCGUCGAUGUGCUCCCUAUCCUUUCAUUGGCCCGCCAAGCAAGGUGACUACAGUGGAUAAGUUCCAAGGACAGCAGAAUGAUUUUAUUUUGCUGUCUCUUGUUCGGACACGCUUUGUGGGUCAUCUACGUGAUGUAAGAAGGUUGGUAGUUGCAAUGUCACGUGCUCGGCUCGGUUUGUAUGUGUUCUGCCGCCGUUCUCUCUUUGAACAGUGUUAUGAGCUGCAACCAACGUUUCAGCUUCUUCUUCAAAGACCCGAUCGGCUAGGACUCAAUCUUAAUGAGAACACAGCUUAUACAGAUCGCACGGUGGAGGAAGUUAAAAAACCUUAUUUUGUUCAUGAUGUUGAAGAGAUGGCACACAUAGUUCACGAUAGGAUGAACCAGUUCUACCAGGCACAAGGAGUAUAUGAGCAAUACCAGAACAACAUGCCACAGAUGGAAGAUGGUAAUGAGGACAUGGAGAGUGAUUCAGUAGUAGAAGCUGUAGAUGGUGAUGAAUCUGAGAAAAAUACGCAGCAGCUAAACCAAGCCCCAGACAAAGACGGUGAAUCAUCAAAGGAGGUGGUUGGAAUGGAGGUGGACAAUAAUGGAUUUAGCAGUGAGAAUGGAAAGGCUGAUGAGAAUUAGGACAAAUCAAACUGGGAAUAUAUCAUAUAUAUCCCAAAAAGAAUUCUUAAAUCCAAUUGAAGCUCAUGGGUCUACUUUACCUUAAGUGUGCUUGAAGCAAAUUCAAUUUGUUUGAAAAAGUGACAAGCUAGAGGGUCGAACCAUUUGACCUCAGAGUUUACUUACUCCACUAAAUACCAAAUCUGCUACAAUCACUCGGGAUUAGCAUUUUUGCCUUGUUUGUUGUUUGUUCCUCUAUAUGGCAUAUUUGUCAGUCUCACUGAGACCUCACUUGAUGAUUUUUUUGCUAGUCUCCACAUAUGUGAUCACCAUGUUGUUCAAAGAUCAGAUUUGUUUCCUGUGAAAUGAGAAUUAUCUUGGUAUUAGAAGGAUUUAACGAA
Molecule: messenger RNA, 3035 nt
Organism: Camelina sativa (false flax)
Lineage: Eukaryota; Viridiplantae; Streptophyta; Magnoliopsida; Brassicales; Brassicaceae
Source: RefSeq, a predicted model, not a curated record